Aedes albopictus (Asian tiger mosquito) is the source of this 922-nucleotide messenger RNA. RefSeq lists its product as uncharacterized. Gene Ontology annotation, biological process: methylation. Gene Ontology annotation, cellular component: eRF1 methyltransferase complex. Lineage: Eukaryota; Metazoa; Arthropoda; Insecta; Diptera; Culicidae. The transcript has a single exon. The record is from RefSeq and is a predicted model, not a curated record. The coding region runs from base 129 to 785 and encodes 218 amino acids. Gene Ontology annotation, molecular function: protein methyltransferase activity; nucleic acid binding; S-adenosylmethionine-dependent methyltransferase activity.
UAUUAUGCGAUGUUUUUUUUUCGUUUUGACAGCGAUUGCGAUGUUUUCUGCCCUAUCAGCCGAUCAGCACGUUCGCGGGGGCGGAGCAUAACGGCGCAGAUGUAAACAAAGAGCAUUUAUCAGUAAAAAUGCAAACACCGGCGUACAGAUUGGAACCGGAGGAUUACGACCUCGUUUACGAACCGGCCGAGGACAGUUUCCUGCUGCUGGAUGCACUGGAAGAUGAGCUGGAGGCGAUCCGAAAACUUCGGCCGGCGGUGUGCGUCGAGAUUGGCCCCGGAAGCGGUAUUGUAAUCAGCGCAUUGGCGACGGCUUUGCGGGGAAGUUACUGCGUUGCGGUGGACAUAAACCCCCACGCGUGUCGGGUGACGCAGCGAACCGGGCGGUUGAAUGACUGCCGGCUGGAGGUGGUCAAUAUGGAUUUGUUGGGAGGCUUGGCGGAUGGCUGCGUCGAUUUGAUGGUGUUCAAUCCGCCGUACGUUCCGACGGCCGAGGAGAAUGGUGGGGACCUGGAGGAACAGAUUGGGGUGUUUGGGGAGGGUGGGCAUGAUUUGGUUAAAUCCUGGGCGGGUGGAUUCGAUGGGAUGGUUGUUACUAAUAGGGUUCUUAGGGAUUUGGAUAGGGUUUUGUCGAAGGAUGGGGUGUUUUAUUUGCUUCUGCUGAAGGAAAAUAAGCCUUUGAACGUUAUUAGUGUUUUAGGGGAGAACGGGUUUUUGGGUAGAAUAGUUAAGGAACGGAAAAUAAGGGGUGAACACUUAUUUGUGAUAAAAAUAAGUAGAAAGUGAAGGUUUGGUUUAUUGAGUUUAUUGUUUUCAUUUGACUGUAAAGUAUUUUAUUACAUUAUAGAAAGAUUUUCUGUAACUUUUUUGUAUAUACACUUAACAUAUAGCAAAAUAAAAUAGCUUUUACACAAGAAAAGAAG